This is a messenger RNA of Fusarium pseudograminearum CS3096, 1959 nucleotides long. RefSeq lists its product as uncharacterized. Gene Ontology annotation, biological process: regulation of Golgi organization. The record is from RefSeq and is a predicted model, not a curated record. The coding region runs from base 1 to 1959 and encodes 652 amino acids. Lineage: Eukaryota; Fungi; Ascomycota; Sordariomycetes; Hypocreales; Nectriaceae. The transcript is spliced from 6 exons. Gene Ontology annotation, cellular component: cytosol.
AUGGCCCAGUUCUCUAUCGCAACUCGGCCUCCUCUCACAUUAUCGCAGCUCGUAACCUUCAGCUCCCCUCCUAUGGAAGCGUCACCGCUCACUCGCCAGCCUCAGCCCGAGGUCUUCACCCCGAAGAUCAUACAAUUGUAUGAUUCUCUCUUCAAGGAUGACUACGAUGAUGAAGAGAAGACUGAUGGCUUCUGGACCGAGUUUUUCCUCCUCAGACCCGAUCGUGCCGCCCUGAAACGUAUCCUCAACGACCUGAGUCCGAGCCAUGUCUUGUCCCUCGAUGUUCGCACGCAGGAGCUCUUUGCGAGAGCCGUAGCUACUGUUAAGGGCGCGCAUAGUCUUGCGCAGCUACACGCGUUGGAAACGCUCAGUGUCUUUCUAUCAUGCCUCCUCUCCAAGAGGUAUCCUCAACCUAGUUCCGACAUCAUGGUUCUGCUCGCAGGACUCGACCACAUCGAUUCUGUCUUUACUGAGUUCGUCAGUGCUUUGGAGGCCAUAAUAAGGAACAGCAAGGACUUGGACGUUCGAUACAAGGCAAUCGAAGUGUUGUUAGCGGUAACAGCUGGAGCUUACCAAACAACACUGUUGACAUACUUGAUUCAAAGAGAUCUCUUCCCUGCAGUCAUGAAGUUCAUUCAAGAUUCAGCCACAUCAGACCAAGUACUACAACCGUUCACGUUACUAGGCCUGCUGGCCAACUACAACAAAUUCGAGUUCCAGAAUCCUUACCAACAACGACUAAACGACUUUGUCAACGAGGCUGUGAUUCAAAAGAUAGUUGGUGCCGUGGGACAAGCUUGUUCAACAGUUCGGUCUCGAUACAUCACUAUCCAGGAUGAUCUCCCUGAAGGCUGGACCUUCAGCGCGACCCUCAACAUGAUCGGACUUGGUGCAAUCGCACCUGGGCCAAAGCCUGUGAACAACCCAGUGUACGAUGUUGAGACCGCCAAGGCUCUCUUCACGCAGUUACCCGAGGAAGAAGCUGCUGUUCUUCUGGCUACAUACGACUUUACUCAUGCCAACAAGCUCUUCUGCUUCAACCUGGUCACAAUGGCAGCAGAGCCAGAUACUGAGCAGCCCAUCGCCAGCUAUCUCUCUCUCACCUCAUACCUUCUUCAGCACGCCUACCUCUCACCCCGAGCUACCUACUACGCUCAUCUCAACCUCAUGGUAUUCCGCCUCCUUAUUGAAGACCCCGCGAUUUGCAAGCGUAUUUGUAGCGAUGAUUCCCGCGUAGCAGUCCGUCUGUGUCGUCAACGCCAACCUUAUCUCCCCCUUGUCAAGGGCGAGCGAGUCCUCGCCAUAUCUCUUCUCGAUACCAUGAUCGAUGCUGUGAAUCAUAAUCUUAGGCGCCGCCUCGACGUCAGUCUUUAUACACUUUGCUUUGGCAUCAUGCUACGCAUCAUCUCGUAUCUGUCUCGCACACGUACACGCUUAGAGUAUCACUGGCCCGAGUUCUUCCGCUCCCUACUCUCCAUUGUCCGCUUCCUCGCCACAUACACAGCCGACCUCAAGGAUCUACCACAUAUCGACACCCUCCUCGACCACGUCGUCAACCUCAUCGCCCUCUCCCUUUCCGCCGGCGAGGCCUUCCUCCCUACGCCCGCUGACUACGACGAUCUCUUCUACAAGGUCGUCGAGUCAGGCGAGGUGCUUACUAAGUUCAAGGAGAACUACCGCUUGGCUAACCGCCACAGCAACUCCAUCGACACUCUCAUCAACGUCAGCGCGCACUACAACCAGAUGCUUUCCGAGGGCGGUGCGAGUCGCCGUAAGCCCAGUCUUUUGACGACACAGGAGGUCACAGAGGUUAUUCGUCAAGGAUACGAGACGUUGAGUAUCCAGGCCAAGGAGGGUUUGGACUCGUGGGAGCGAUACAGGGAGGCAGACGAGAGGACUCUGCUCAAGAAGAUGGCGAGGGCAGCAGUUGGUGACGUUCGUGUUAUGAUUGAACGGUAG